GAAGUUGAGAGAUUGAGAUCUGGCUGGGGGCAAGGAGGGAGUACGCGCUGCUGACCCUCCACUCGGGUUCCGGAGCCUCAUGCCAGCCUGACACCACAGUGAACCGUAGCUGCCCUCCAUUAUUUCCCCCGCUCGGGAGAACGUGUCUGGCCAGGCAUUUCUUCCAGCACGGGCCCUGAUUGGAGACCAGGCUGGGACCCGGGUUUUGAGCAGCAGGCCUCUUGUCCUCCACCCCUUCCGAGAGUGCCGGGUGGACGCGGAUCCCGCUCCAUUUCCCGCUCAGGUACCCGCCGCCCAGCGGGGCCAGAGCCGGGACGCCCGGGCUCCUUGGGGAAAAAUCAGAGCUCGGAGUCUGCCCACCCACCCAGAGCUCCGGUUGCUGGAGUUACACACUUUCCUGUGGGUUCCUUCAGGGAGUCCCUUCCUCUGUUCUCAGUGUCCUUGGACUAUUCAAGCGCGUGUCUGGGGAGCUGCGUGGCGGCAGCGCUGGCGUCUAAAGCUUCCUUUGCUUGGUCGGGGCGGCAGCGGAGCGGCGGAGUGGCGUGGACCUCAUGUAGAAAUGACAACAAUGGAAGGGGCCAGCGGGUCGAGUUUUGGAAUAGACACGAUUUUGUCCAGUGCCAGUUCGGGCAGCCCCGGCAUGAUGAAUGGAGAUUUCCGCCCGCUCGGCGAGGCCAGGACCGCGGAUUUUAGGAGUCAGGCCACUCCGUCUCCCUGUUCGGAGAUUGAUACUGUAGGAACGGCGCCUUCCUCUCCUAUCUCGGUCGCCAUGGAGCCCCCGGAACCGCAUGUGAUAGCGGACGGCCCCCAGCAUCACCACCACCUCCACCACAGCCAACAGCCGCCGCCGCCGCCGCCGCCAGCCGCGGCCCCCACGCAAAGUUUGCAGCCUUCGCCGCAACCGCCGCCGCCGCAGCCACCCGCCCAGCAGCUGGGCUCGGCCGCCUCGGUCCCCAGGACUUCCACCUCUUCUUUUUUAAUUAAGGACAUCUUGGGCGACAGCAAACCUCUGGCGGCGUGUGCACCGUACAGCACCAGCGUCUCCUCUCCCCACCACACCCCGAAGCAGGAGAGCAACGCAGCACACGAGAGCUUCAGGCCAAAGCUCGAGCAGGAGGACAGCAAAACCAAACUCGACAAGCGGGAAGAGUCCCAGAGCGACAUCAAAUGCCACGGAACAAAGGAGGAAGGAGACCGGGAGAUUACGAGUAGCCGAGAGAGUCCCCCUGUGAGAGCCAAAAAACCUCGCAAAGCCAGGACGGCUUUCUCCGACCACCAACUCAAUCAACUGGAGCGUAGCUUUGAGCGACAGAAGUACCUGAGUGUGCAGGACCGCAUGGACCUGGCAGCUGCGCUCAAUCUCACUGACACCCAGGUCAAGACCUGGUACCAGAACCGCAGGACCAAGUGGAAGCGGCAGACUGCGGUGGGCCUGGAGCUGCUGGCCGAGGCAGGGAAUUACUCGGCACUGCAGAGGAUGUUUCCGUCGCCUUAUUUCUACCACCCAAGCUUGCUGGGCAGCAUGGACAGUACUACCGCCGCGGCGGCCGCCGCCGCCAUGUACAGCAGCAUGUACCGGACUCCUCCUGCACCUCAUCCCCAGCUGCAGCGGCCCCUGGUGCCCCGAGUGCUCAUCCACGGCCUGGGGCCUGGGGGACAGCCGGCCCUCAAUCCCCUGUCCAGCCCCAUCCCAGGCACCCCGCAUCCCCGGUGAAGAGCAAGUCACUGUCCCUCCCUGUCCCCUCCCUGACCCGGACAGCUGCCCCUCCUCUCCCGGCACCAGGCUGUCCGGCCUCCCUUGCAGCCAACCGGGAAGCAAAGAAGUAAGAGAGGAAGACACUGACCAGCGGGUGGAGGGGGGGCCCAAAGAGGAGCCAGCCCUCCACUCUCCAUCUCCCCACCCCCAGAGACAGGGCUGGAAAGCUCCCGCACAGGAGUGUGACUGGCGAAAACGCCGACUCCACACAAAGUGCGACCAGUAAGUGAAAACAUCAACAAAAACAAAACCUCAAGUUCUUUUUAAAAAAUGACUUUAGGGACAGGCAGGAGGGAGGGAGGGGGGUGGGGUAAGGAGGGAAGAAAGAAGGGCAUGGAGAGGAAACCACACAGGCAGAGAGAAUUGUAGAUGAACAGCCUCAAAUUCCGAGGCAGAGGGCGUUGCCGUGGACAUUCCGACUGCCCCAGAGAAAAGAGGAGGGUAACUGAGAACUUUGCACUGAUUUCUCAUGACCUUUUUUCUUUUGGAAAAGUGGCAUGCUCCAUAAUAUGAAAAAAAAAUGUACAUUGGAAAGACUGAGUGAUAAGUGAUAUAUCAUAUUUAUUAUAUGUUGUCCAAAAAAGUCACUUAUAUACAUUAGUAAAACAUGAUUUUUCUUUUCAUGUCUUUUUGAUUCAGUAAAAUAAAUGCUUAGACAAAAAUAUAGAUUUUUUUGUGAUUGAAAAUUACAGAAAUAAAGUUUAUCUUUUUUUAACAA
This is a messenger RNA of Orcinus orca (killer whale), 2474 nucleotides long. RefSeq names its product BarH like homeobox 2 (gene BARHL2). Bases 560 to 1714 code for a protein of 384 amino acids. The transcript has 4 exons. Gene Ontology annotation, biological process: regulation of transcription by RNA polymerase II. The record is from RefSeq and is a predicted model, not a curated record. NCBI's taxonomy places the organism in Eukaryota, Metazoa, Chordata, Mammalia, Artiodactyla, Delphinidae. Gene Ontology annotation, cellular component: nucleus. Gene Ontology annotation, molecular function: RNA polymerase II transcription regulatory region sequence-specific DNA binding; DNA-binding transcription factor activity, RNA polymerase II-specific.